Pteronotus mesoamericanus is the source of this 1727-nucleotide messenger RNA. It is a transcript of the gene CD274, whose product is annotated as CD274 molecule. The record is from RefSeq and is a predicted model, not a curated record. Gene Ontology annotation, cellular component: external side of plasma membrane. Gene Ontology annotation, biological process: cellular response to lipopolysaccharide; positive regulation of T cell proliferation; negative regulation of T cell proliferation. The coding region runs from base 207 to 1067 and encodes 286 amino acids. Lineage: Eukaryota; Metazoa; Chordata; Mammalia; Chiroptera; Mormoopidae. The transcript has 7 exons.
UCCUUCAACUGACCCCAUUGCGGCGCAUCCUCUCCGCUGGGGGCGGGGACUGCAGCCCUUCCUCCACUAGAGCUCUUAGCGCGCCCGGUAUUCGGCAGAGGCUGCUCCGCUGGGUCUGCUCCGCUGGGUCUCCUCCGCAGUUCCGGACGCAGCUGCCGAUAUCUGCGCGGACCGUGAAUCUAUCUGUCGCAGGUGAUUUCAGAAAAAUGAGGCUACUUAGUAGUGUUAUACUCAUGACCUACUGUCAUUUGUUGAAAGCAUUCACUAUCUCAGUGACCCAGGACGUGUAUGUGGUAGAGUAUGGCAGCAAUGUGACAAUGGAAUGCAAAUUCCCAGUAGCAAAAGAGUUAAACCUGUCUGCAUUAGUUGUCUACUGGGAAAUGGAGGAUAAGACAGUUAUUCAAUUUAUAAAUGGGACGGAAGACCUGAAGGUUCAACACAGUAGCUACAGCGAGAGGGCCCAUCUGUUGAAAGACCAGCUCUUUUCGGGAAAGGCUGCACUUCAGAUCACAGAUGUGAAACUGCAGGAUGCAGGUGUAUACUGCUGCUUGAUGAGCUAUGGAGGCGUCGACUACAAGCGGAUUACUUUGAAAGUCGAUGCCCCAUACCGCAAAAUCAACCAAAGAAUUUCUAUGGAUGCAGCCACCUCUGAAUAUGAACUAACAUGUCAGGCUGAGGGUUACCCCAAGGCUGAAGUCAUCUGGACAAGCAGUGACCAUCAAGUCCUGCAUGGCAAAACCACUAUCACCAAUUCCAACAAAGAGGAGAAACUUUUCAAUGUGACCAGCACGCUUAAAAUCAACACGACAGCUAAUGAGAUUUUCUACUGCACUUUUCGGAGAUCAGGUCUUGAAGAUAACGCUACUGCUGAGUUGGUCAUCCCAGAACCAUUAAGAGAUCCAGGGAGGACUCACUUGGCAAUUCUAGGAGCUCUCCUGGUGACACUUACAGCCCUGGAACUCAUCUUCUGUCUACGAAGAGAUGUGAGAAUGAUGGAUGUGGAAAAUUGUUGCCCUGGAGGCAUGAACUCAAAGACACAAAAUGAUACACAGUUCGAGGAGACGUAAUCCAGCAUUGAAACUUCUGAUCUUAAAGCAGGGAUUCUCGGCCUGUGGUUUGGGUUCAUCAGGGCCGAGCAUGUGGUGACAAUGGGCUGGCAGGCUGCAGGCAAUGCAGGACUUAAAAGAAUGGUGGAGUUAGAAAGUAUAGCCUGGAAGGAAACCUCGAUACCUCAAUGACUGGGAGACUCAUCUGUGCCUAUGAAAGGGAGAAAGGAUGCUUCUGAAUGACAAGCCUCCAUGCAAAUUGUCCAUUGCUCAUCCUAGGAAAGCAGGUUGAGAUUCCCUGAUUUAAUGGUCAGUUCCUGCAGAAGUGCCCUUUGCCUUCACCCCAUACCUUGCAUUAUCUCCUGUAUGAUUAAUAGUCCCAGUGUUGCAACAGAAUUUAAGUAUGAGUUAUUUCUAUUUAUUGUGAGUCUUUGGGGUCUUGUCAUGUGAGUUGGUUAUGCAUAAUUUCUUUUGAAGAUAUUUUGUAGUGUAAGUUAAAAUUGUGUCACCAAAUUAUACUCAAUGUUUUCAUGUGUCCAGUAAAAUGUAUACUAUUUGUAAGGUCCUUUGUAUCCUCUGUAACUAUUGAUACAUAAGAAGUACAUAAAACAAAACAUUGGUUUGUAUAGGAUAUUACCCUAUUUAACUCAUUGCUACUUUGGAUGACUUGAAUAAUCUUAU